Messenger RNA from Tilletiaria anomala UBC 951, 4572 nucleotides. RefSeq lists its product as uncharacterized. Bases 1 to 4314 code for a protein of 1437 amino acids. Lineage: Eukaryota; Fungi; Basidiomycota; Exobasidiomycetes; Georgefischeriales; Tilletiariaceae. Gene Ontology annotation, biological process: endocytosis; endosomal transport. The transcript has 3 exons. Gene Ontology annotation, molecular function: protein binding; calcium ion binding. Gene Ontology annotation, cellular component: cytoplasm; plasma membrane. The record is from RefSeq and is a predicted model, not a curated record.
AUGGAUUGUCGGGCUCACAUUCCUUCCAUCUUUCCUCACUGCGUAUGCCGGCGGGUGCGUGUAGAGCUCGCGCUGUCGCCUGCCGAGCGUACCGCCUUUGCCUACAUAUGGACCCUUGCCGACCCGCAGCAGACAGGCAUCGUUACUGGCGACGCUGCCGUCCAGUUCUUCUCCGCUUCCAAGCUCUCUGCGAGCGUCUUGGGCGAGAUCUGGUCGCUCGCAGACAGCGCCAACAAUGGCUUCCUCACCGCUGGCGGCUUCAGCAUCGCGCUGCGGCUCAUUGGGCAUGCACAGCGCGGCGAAGUCGUCACGGAGACACUCAUCCAGCGAUCCGGGCCACCACCCACGUUCGAUGGCAUCACGCUACCCCAGCCGUCAGGAAGCGGCUCCGUGCCCACUCGCACUGGUACCGGCUUUCCAGUUGCCGUUGAGAUCAAGGCCGAGGACCGUGCGCGCUACACGCGCAUCUUUGCAUCCGCUGGGCCGCAGAAUGGUGUCUUGGAUGGCGAAAAGGCCAAAGAGAUCUUUGUCAAGUCCAAGCUGUCGUUCGACAAGCUUGGUGCGAUCUGGAGCCUGGCCGACACGCGCUCGCGCGGCGCACUGGACCUGACCGACUUUAUCAUCGGCAUGUACUUCAUCCAGAACACGAUGAACGGCACGCUCAACUCGAUACCCGCUGCUCUGCCCGCCGGACUCUACGAGCAGGCCUCGGGCGGCGCGCCCUCCCCGGCACCGGGCUUCACCCAGUUUCCACCGACGAGCCCCGUCGCAGCGCAGCAUACAGGCGGCUCGCAGGGGCCCAUUUCGCGCCAGGUGACCGGCAUCCCGCGCCAGAUGACUGGCAGCCACUAUCCGCAAGCGGGGCAGCGGACGGGACAGAUCGGCAGCCCCGUGCCGUCGUUCCGUGGCGCCGUCCCCGGCCUCCCGCCCUCUUCGUCUUCUAUGACGACCAGCUUCAUCCAGCCGCAGCUGACUGGCGCUGCUGCUCUACAACGUCCUGCGCCUCCCCCGGCAUCCUACUUCUCCUCUGGGGCUCAGUGGGACGUCACGCCAGACGAGAAGGUGAGCUCGGAUCGCUUCUUUGAUGGCUUGGAUACCGCCAGAAAGGGCGAGCUCCACGGACAAAUUGUCGUGCCGUUCUUCAUGCAGUCCAAGCUCAACGAGACGGUCUUGGCACACAUUUGGGACAUGUCGGACAUCACGCAGAGUGGCUCACUCAGCAAGGACGAGUUUGCCGUCGCCAUGCACCUGAUCAACAAGCAGCUCGCUGGUAACGAUCUUCCGCCGACGCUGCCACGCAGCCUCGUGCCGCUGUCGCUGCGUAACCAGCAGUUGCCGCAGGCAGUCGAUCCGACGCAGAGCGGCACGCAGAAGGACCUUUUCUCCAUCAUGGACGACGAUGCAGAUGUGCUGGCCCUGCCAGUCUCGGCCGCCUCGGCCUUUGUGACCCCCACGCCUUCUGCGCCUCUCGCCGCCAGCAGAGGCGCCCCUGCACCUUUCUCGUCUUCGAGUGCCCCUGCCCCUGCGCCAGUGCCAGCCCCGGCAACGCCGCGUGUGGCACAGUCCACAGCUGCUUCUGCUGCUCCGUCGGGCUUUGAUGACGACUUUUUUAACAGCUCGCCGACAGUAAGCUCACCUGAGCGCAUCGGCGGCGCUGUCGUACUUGCUCAUACUGCUGCAGCUGACACGUCCGAGACGAGCAGACGCUUGCAGACGGCCGAGCAGGAGCUCGAGAGGUUCAACACGCAACGCAGCGCCCUCGAGACUACUGCUGCGCAGAACGCGACGUCCACCGCCGAGAUCGAGGCGCGCCUGACGUCAGUGAAGGCGACGCUCGAGACGGAGCAGAAGCUCGUGCAGGGGCUCGAGGAGAAGACUAAGGCGCAGAGGGCAGAACUCAAGAAGUUGCGCGAGGACCUGAUCCACGAGGAGAGCAGCCUCAGCGCGCUCAAGGCGGAGCGCGACGAGCUUGAGCAGGCGCUAAUGCGCGACCGCGAGGACGUCCGCGACGCCAAGAAGAAGAUGGCAGAAGUGCAAGCGCAUACUGCACAGCUGAAAGCGGAGCUGGAGAAGGUCAGGAAGGACGCACGCCAACAGAAGGGCAUGAACGCCAUCGCAAAGAAACAGCUGACCACGGCUGAGACGGAGCGGCAGAAGACAAGCGCGGAGCUGGAGGGUGCCAACGCUGGCGAGCCAGAGGAGGCGUCCGCUACUGCUGCCGUACCGCGAGGUGCUGGGAUGGCGCAAAGUCGCGAGGGUACGCUUAGUCCGAUGGAUAGCGUGAAGAGCACCAAUCCAUUCGAUCGCAGCAACACCGCCUCCGCCGAUGCUCCUGUCGAGCACGGCGGAUUCGUCAGAACAGCUACAGAUAUCACAACGGGCAAUGCCUUGGGCGGCGUGGCUGCUGCUUCAGGUGCGGAGCAUGACAGGCACGAUGGGAACCCGGUGGACAGCAGUGCGCUCCCUACUAUGACUACUGCUGCUGCCGCCGCCGCCGCGAGUAACGAUCCAUUUGGCGUCCCCGACGCCGAAGCUGCAGGCGAUGCGCAUUUCGGCCAGACCGCAUUCGAUGAUGCGUUCGGGGACUUCGAUGCUCCUGAGCAUGCAAAUGCAGCUGCCGUAGACGGUCACCCUCCUACGUCUGCUCCAGCAGCUUCGGAAACGACUUCCGCGCCGGUGGCCGCUGCUGCUUUCGACGACGACUUUGGCAACUCUUUUGACGCUGCUCGUGCCCCUGCACGUGCCGCUACUCCCCCUAACAUGACACUUGAACCGGAAGGGCAAGCGCAGAAGUUCGCUAGCAGCUCCAUCGCGUUCGACCAUGCCUUUGCCGACUUUGACAACCCCCAGCCUGCCACUGCCACUGCUGUACCCGCCAAUGCACAGCCUGCUACGGACGCGACUGUGUCAAAUGAGACAGGUACAGAAGAUUGCGAAUCGCACCUCUCUACUUCCGCGGCCCUGGUGGGCACUGGAGCUGUAGCAGCGGGGGGUAUUGCGGCGGGAGCUAGCGCGGUAUCUGCGACUCAUGACGACGAUCAAUCGUCGGACGAAGAUGAGGGACCAGAGGACCUCGAUCAGCCCUCGACUCGUCCCACCGGGAUGGAUUUGAGCAACGCGGGGGAUGAGGCGGGCCACAGCCGCGAGGCCAGUGCUGUUCAAACUCCAGGGGCCAGUGGCUCCAGCUCGGUAGGUGCGGAUGACCCCGAUCGAACACUGGACGUUGGUGACAUGAGCAAACAGAAGCUCACAGAGGCGGAUAGCUCUACAUCUGUUUUCGGGCCAGCGUCAGGCUCGCCUGUGCCUGAGGCAUCGCCUUUCGACGCUUCUCCAAGUGCACGCAGCAGUGUCGACCUGGACAGCUUCGAGGAUGCCGAGGGUGGUGACGACGCUCGUCCCCGGCAUGAGAAGUUUGCCACAGCUGUACAGCCGACGGAAGAGGCCACGACACCUGGUGCCACUUCUCCUGCCCCUGUAGCUUCUGGUAUUCCCGGCGGCGAUGCCACCACGAGCCCGGCUGCAUCGGUCAAGGCGCGAAGGGCCCCUCCUCCAGCACCGCAACGCGCGCCCACCGCGUUAUCCUCCAUACCCGGUACAGCUACUUCUUCCGCCUUCGGCGACGAUGCCUUCGCGGACGCGCUCACGACGCCAGUAAAUACGACGUCUCAACUUCCCGAAAUUUCGUCAGCCGCGCCAGCCGUGACCAAGCAGCCUGUACAACUCGCUCUUGACGAGUUCGAAUCUGCUUUUAACGAUCUCGGCCCCGCCAUGCCGGUCAGCGCAAGCGGCAGCGCAGCACAAAGCUCUGCUGCUCCAGCCUCGACAGGCUUUGACGAUGCGUUCGACACGGACUUUUUCUUUGUGCCUUCAUUCCGCACGGUGGCGACGCCUUCCGCUGCGCCUGCGGCUGCGCCAGCGACCAACGCGCCUAGCAACCCACCUGGAGACUUCCCAGGUGCUUCGAAUAGCGCGGUCUCCGAGGCUUUCGCUGACUUUGACUCGGCUUUCCCCUCCGCGCCGACCGUUGCGAAUGCAUCAUCAGGAUCUUUGGCCCCUGCCUUCUCGUUCGACGAUGCGUUCGAGCCGGAAGGCCAACAAAUGGGCGCCAGCACAGGCGCUCCCGCGGUGCCGCCACGUAAGGCCGACGCCCCUGCUGCCCGCAACAGCACGCACUCUUCGGCCCUGCCAGACGACGCGGGCCCAGUGAAACAGCUCACCGCGAUGGGCUUUGCGCGACACCAAGUGAUCACGGCAUUGGAGAAGUCAAACUAUCGCACAGAUCGGGCACUCGAAAGGCUGCUAGCGGGCAAGUAAAAUUCAGAAGCCAGAAUUUGUCUAUUGAAACCGUGUGAAUGCCAAAGUAUGAUACAAAGCAGUGUGUAGCAACUAAGGGACAGCAUAGUGCGGAAUUCCGCAAUUACCUGAGCACGAUGGCUUCGCCCUCGCUUUGAUUUGGCCACACCAGUCAUUGUCCUGCAACCAUCCAUGCCUGCUCGCGGUCCUCCACCGGAUUAAUCGCUUCCCGCGCACCUUGGCCUCGUCCGGGUGCAUUUCUAAAGAGCUCUUUGAAGC